AUGGACCGGAAGACCACAUGCACUCUGCUAGAGCUUGCUGCAAAGAGUCUGCUGAGUAAUGAGCUGGCAGCUAUCCAUGCCCUGGAUGAGCUCCCAAGAGCCCUCUUUGUUCCACUGUUCAUUCCUGCCUUCGUGGGCAGGCAUAAGGAGAUACUAAAGGCAAUGGUCAGGGUUUGGCCCUUUCGCUGUCUCCAUAUCGGGACACUGAGUGUAUAAGGGUCAGACUAUGACAUCUUGGAAGCCAUGAUUAAUGGUCUGCAGCUCCUCUCUGCCCAGAACUCUUCUUCCUGGGGCCCAAAACUGAGGCUCUUAGAUUUAAGGCAGGACCUGAACUGUUGCAUAAUAUGCUCUGAGAUGAAAACCACAUUUUCUUUCUGCUCUUGGUCUUGUGCUAACUCUCAGAACUCUACUCUUAGAGCACCUAAAGCCCAGCAUAGCAUCAGGUGCCACGGAUUUGAUAAUUCAGAGUCAGAGCUUCACUCAGCCUCGGAAACUGUGGAAUUACUUAUGGACCUCUCCCUCCAUGGAACCUUGAGAACACAGCAAUUUCUUUCCUUUCUUCAGAGUAAACUCAGGCAGAGCUCUGGGUCUUUGCACCUCUGCUGCAGAGAUUUGGUAAUUGAUAACAUCUCUGCCCACAAAAGUAUGCUGCAAUUUCUGGAUCCACGGUGCAUUGAUCACCUGCAGGUUAAUCAGGCUUAUUUGAGGGAAGUCAACUAUAUUGUGGCUCAGACGGCCCACCUGCACAGCCUUCGUCUGCCUAAUAUCAUCUUUACAUAUUUUGUGGAGAAACAGUUCCAAACUUUUCUCAACUGUCUUAGGAAGCUGUACAGCCUCCAAGAACUUGACUUGUCUGCCUUACCAGAUAUUCUUAGAGGCUUACGAGCCCUUCCAGACUCAGCUGCAGAGGGUCUCGGGUACCCUACAGCAUCUGGAAAUAAAUGUCUGUUAAGUGAUUCCACUCUCUCAGCUCUCCUGCCAGCUCUGAGCCACUGUUCGUGCCUCCGUGUCCUUAGCUUUGCCUUCAACCCCAUUACAAUGCCUGUGCUCACAAGCCUUCUGCAUCACCUAACAUCCUUAAGGGAGCUGAAGCAUGUGAUUUAUCCCAUCCCUGUCCAUUGCUAUAGGCAGUGGGAUGUUCGUGAGUUUGGACCAACAGCAGGUGGCUGA
This is a messenger RNA of Manis javanica (Malayan pangolin), 1170 nucleotides long. The record is from RefSeq and is a predicted model, not a curated record. NCBI's taxonomy places the organism in Eukaryota, Metazoa, Chordata, Mammalia, Pholidota, Manidae.